This is a messenger RNA of Paramecium pentaurelia, 1134 nucleotides long. The record is from the annotation of a GenBank genome assembly. NCBI's taxonomy places the organism in Eukaryota, Ciliophora, Oligohymenophorea, Peniculida, Parameciidae.
AUGCUAAAUUCUUAUGAUACUCCAGAUUUUCGAGAAACUAUAGAAUAUAAAGGUAAUCUGGCAAUUAGACCUAUUAAAUAUGAUUUGAAAUUGUUUGAUUCUAUUGAAACUCUCAUAUGUCCAGAAUUAUAAAUAACAACAAGAUGUUAACAAAUAUUCUUUUUUAUGCAAAUGAUGUAUUUUUUUGUCAUACAUAUGUUUUAUUUGAUAAUACCUAAAACAUUUAUUACUGAAAGUCCUUUAAUAUAUGUAUUUUCAUGGAGGUAAUUGAUUAAUAAAAAUAGUAUCCUUGUAGUUGAUUCGUUUUAGAUUAAUUUAUCACCAAAUACUUCUAAACGAUUUCCUAUAAAUAUAUUACUAUUUACUUUUGGAAGUUUCGCAAGAGUUUUUGUCUAUUUAUUCAUAAGCGAAUAUUUUGAUAUAUCUAAGUUUUUGUUACUCAACUUAAUGACUAUUUCUUUAAUUAUCUACAUUAGAUUUAAAGUAUUGCAAUAAGCUUAUCAUACAUAUAUGGAAAUUAAUCAAAUGAAGAAUCCCUUCUAAUUAAAUGAAGAAUUCAUGAAUGAACCAUAAGUAGAUAAGGAUUGGGAUUUAUUAAUGAGUAGACAAGAAGAGGAUCUAAAAUAAUUAGAAAAUGAUAGUUAGGAAUAAGAGGAAGAAGCAAGUGAAAAUAGUUUAGAAAGGGAAUAAGACUAAGUUAAAUCUAAAGGGUAGAAGAGUGAAAUCACUAAUAAAAAUUAACCUAUUCUUAAUGAAUUAAAAUAAGAAGAAUAACUUAAAAAUAGCUAAGUUAUAAACAUUAACAAUAUAUUGGAUUUUAAAGUAUUCUAUUAUAAUUAUAUGAUUGCAAUUAUUGUUCCAUGUUUUAUGUGGGCAUUUUUUUAUUUCCCUAUUAAAUAAUUGAUUUCAGUACUCAUCUUCAAUAUGCUUUAUCUUACAUUUAUAUGGAUACAUUGCAAAACUUACUAUUCAGAGAGAAGAAUAUUUGUAUUAAUUUACAAUAUGGAAAAUGCUUAUUUACUAUUAACUGCUUAUUUUGAUUCUGAUUUCUUAUGUCCAUGGUGGUUAUUAUAUGAAUUAAUUAAAAUGGGAGAUAAAAAUUAUUAAAAGAAAAUGAGAUUAUCCUCUUAUUGA